GUUGUUUACAACGAGCGCCCCCGGAAGUGAUCCCAGCGCCGGGGGACGCGGCUCCUUCCUACCGGGGUUGUCCUGCGUCCACCGUGCAGCCCCGACAGAUGCAGGUCUUCGCGGCAAGUGCCAGGAUCCUCCUACCCUUGGUUUCCCUUUUUAGGCACGGUAGGGGACUGAUGAUUGUUGAAUGAAUGAGCGUGCUGACAGCGAUGAGAUGGCUCCUGGAUGCAUCCUACGGCUCUUUUAGUUGUCGUGGUCAUUUGUGUGCCAGCCUGUGGUAGCCAAUCCCCACCUAAUCUCCCCGCAAAACGAGGAGGAAAGUGAAUAGCUCUAAUUAAGGAUGUCUGAAAACCAUGACAAAACCCAUAUGAAUGAAGGAGAAAAAUCACAGUUACAUGAUUCUGAAGAAGGCCUGGAAGGUGCCCUGGAAUGUUCUGAUGAAGCUUUACAGACAGAAAUAAAGGUGGAAUCUACUAGCCCCCAAGGAUUGGGAAGACCUCACUCUAGUCCUCCUCGGUUUGUGACAGUAGAAGAACUGCUGGAGACAGCGAAAGGUGUUACCAACAUGGCUCUAGCCCAUGAAAUUGUUGUAAAUGGAGAUUUCCAGAUAAAACCAGCUGAAUUACCAGAAGACAGCUUGGAAAAGAGAGUAAAAGAUAUUGUACAUAAAGCUUUUUGGGACUGCUUGAGUAGUCAGCUAAGUGAAGACCCCCCAACAUAUGACCACGCCAUCAAGCUUGUAGGAGAGAUCAAAGAGACACUGUUGUCUUUCUUGCUGCCUGGCCACACUAGACUAAGAAACCAGAUAACAGAAGUCUUAGACCUGGACCUGAUCAGGCAGGAAGCAGAGAAUGGGGCCCUAGAUAUUUCCAAGCUGGCAGAAUUCAUUAUUGACAUGAUGGGGACACUGUGUGCGCCUGCUCGAGAUGAGGAAGUGAAGAGACUAAAGGACAUCAAGGAAAUAGUGCCCCUUUUCAGGGCCAUAUUUUCUGUGUUGGACCUAAUGAAAGUAGACAUGGCGAACUUUGCUGUCACGAGCAUUAGGCCACACCUCAUGCAGCAGUCUGUUGAAUAUGAGAGGAAGAAGUUUCAGGAGGUUUUGGAGAAACAGCCAAAUUCCCUGGACUUUGUCACUCAGUGGCUAGAAGAAGCUUCAGAUGACCUUAUGACUCAGAAGUGCAAACAUGCCCUGCCAGCUGGGGGAGAGGCUGCUGGCUCUGGGGAGUUGACCCCUGUUGCUGUCCAGAAUUAUGCCUACUUGAAGCUUCUGAAAUGGGACCACCUCCAGAGACCUUUCCCCGAGACAGUGUUGAUGGACCAGGCUCGGUUCCAAGAGCUCCAGCUCCAGGUAGAGCAGCUGACCAUCCUGGGGGCUGUGCUGCUGGUCACGUUCAGCACAGCAGCCCCGGGAAUUACUUGCAAGGCUGACUUGGCUGAGAAACUCAAGAUGAUCGUGAAGAUCCUGCUAAUGGAUAUGCAUCUACCCUCCUUCCAUUUAGAGGAUGCCCUAACUUCCAUUGGGGAGAAAGUGUGCCUGGAGGUGAGCAGCUGCCUCUCCCAGUGUGGGGCCUCCCCAUUCUCCGUGGACAAGGAGAUUGCUCUCAAGGGCCAGAUCCUGGCCGUGGCCAGUCUUGAUGACCCCCUUCGCCGGAUCAUGGGAUCCCGAAUUCUGGCCUUCUUGGAAGCACACCUUGCCUCUGGUCAUCAGAAGCCAUUGCCUGCAGUGCCCGGGGGAUUGGGUCCUGUUCACAAAGAGCUGGAGGAAGUUGCUGUGAAAUUUGUUCGUCUGGUCAACUAUAACAAGAUGGUGUUCUGCCCCUACUACGACGCCAUCCUCAGAAAGAUCCUUCUCCCAUCCUAAGGUGUGCGCACCCUACAGCCGCGGUGUUCACUCGCCCCAGAACACCUGUCCUCAACUCUAACGUCGCUUUGGAAAACGGCUCUGUAGUACAUUUCUGUUUAACAGCACUGAAUCCAAAGGAAGACCGUUGAAAUGACAAAGAAUGCACUGAAUUUGGUUCUAAGAGAUUGUAUUUAUGAGUGCAAGUUUACAAAGCAAGGAAGCUUUUGUUAUCUUGAGUUGUGUGGAUAACACUAAGCUUGGCUGCCUGUGCCUCCCUCCUGCUGCAUCUCCAUGUGGCAGCCAUGUCCUCCCAAGUAGUUCAUGUCUUCAGAUGCCCUCUGCUGACAGGGACCAAGAGUAAAAGAGACCAAGCCAUGGCUUUACCUUUUGCCACUCCUCCCUCCGGGUGUUUUGUCAUAGAAGGGCCAUCUAGAGUCGAGUCUACCCCCGCCCCCCACUCGUGCUUCUCCUGUCUGGCCUAGCCAGUGCUCCAGAGCCCUUUUUAUUCUACCAGUCACUUGAUGUUGUGUUUGUCACUUUUUAAACAGGGUCUAUUUAGCCCUGUGUGGCCUAGAACUUGCUAUGUGGACUAGACUAGCCUCAAACUUACAGCAGUCCUCCUGCCUGUGCUUCCUCAGUGCUACAAUUAUGGGCUUGUGCCACCAUGCCUGCCCAAGUUAGCUUCAUUGGUCAAAGCUUGUUGGCAGGGGAGUGUGCACAACAGUCAGUGAUUGAUUCCUAGCAUGCAUCACCUGGGUGGGAUCUUCAAACCCCUACGUGCACACACACACAGUCCAGACCCGCGAACACGCCCCCGUAGUCUCAGCUACUUGGGAGGCUGAGGCAGCAGAAUCAUUUGGACACAGGAGUUCAGGACCAGCCUGGAUGACAGAGAAGCUCCAUUACAACAAACAAACGUUUGUUCUCCAGAACCUGGAUGGGAACAGUUACGAUUUAUGGAGCCAUGCAUGAUGACAUAUGCCUGUAAUCCUAGCACUCUAGAGGCUCAGGCAGCAGGAAUGUGAACUGGGGCCAGCAUGGACUACGUAAUGAGACUGUUUUAAAAAUAAAAAUAAUGGCACUAAGGAGGCAGAGGUAGGAGGAUCACCGUGAGUUCAAGGCCACCCUGAGACUCCAUAGUGAAUUCCAGGUCAGCCUGGGCUAGAGUGAGUCC
Messenger RNA from Jaculus jaculus (lesser Egyptian jerboa), 3011 nucleotides. RefSeq names its product t-complex 11 like 1 (gene Tcp11l1). Lineage: Eukaryota; Metazoa; Chordata; Mammalia; Rodentia; Dipodidae. The record is from RefSeq and is a predicted model, not a curated record. Gene Ontology annotation, biological process: signal transduction. Bases 335 to 1855 code for a protein of 506 amino acids. The transcript is spliced from 10 exons.